AUGCUAUCAUUUAUCGUACCGGAGAUCAUAGUGUUGUUCGCAGCGGACGGCCACAAAUGGGACCGUUAUCUCAGCGAAGAAUUCGCGCAAAUGAUUGAAUUCCCGUUGAAUAUACACCACAAACACGUGGAGCACAUGGACGAGGACUUCGAGGAGUUCCUGCAGUCGAUGCCUAAAUUCAAUGCAUUUAUACUACUAUUGAGUCGCGACUUCUUGAACACUAUGUAUGUGUUGUCGGAAAAGAUGUAUUCAUUGACCAAAUGUAUGAAUCCCUCGAAAUGUUUGCUUAUGUUUUGCAAUUGUUUGGAGUCGGAUGUCAAUGAUAUCCAUAAGAGUCUGCUGUACGGCUACCGGCGCUGUCAUAGGGUGGUGGCCACGCAUAAUGAUGUCAAACAGUUUAUGAUAAAUACGGUCAAGUGUUUGUCAAAUAUACUCGAGUUUCAUAAGUAUAAAGACAAUCGGAUGUUGAAAGUGUCGACUAAAAAGUAUAAUAAUUUUAUAUCAAUCGCACCGCAGUUUGAGUUGUCCACUGAUAUUAUUUAUGAGACAAAAGACAGGAUUUAUAUACUGUUGGACUCAGCCAUCAGUGAAACACAGAGAAUACACGUGUCUAUUGGUGUCACAAAUGAUAUACUCAUUGUUCACUACAAGAAUCCAUUUACACUGUAUUUCACAAUACCUGUACCUUGGCACUCGUAA
Molecule: messenger RNA, 699 nt
Organism: Oppiella nova
Lineage: Eukaryota; Metazoa; Arthropoda; Arachnida; Sarcoptiformes; Oppiidae
Source: the annotation of a GenBank genome assembly